UAUACUUAAGUAAAGUAACUAAUUACAUUUACUCCAAUACUUUACACCACUGCUGGUCACUGCAACUCCAGCAGAUGUAGAGGGAUCCUUCUCUGUGCCCAGCACCCCAAGACUGAUUGCACUUGGUAAGUUUAUCAACAUGCUUUUUUAAAUACCAUGGCUAAUGAAAAAUUAUUAAAUUAAAUUGCAAGGUGAAGGACAGUCACUACUAAAUGGAACACACCAUACAGACCAGUAGUGCUGGAGAAGGAACUUUUGAAUUUUUUGUAUUUGCAUGAAUAAUUUAAUCAUAAUAUAUUACCAUGUGAAUAUAGAUUUUUAUUAUGGUGACAAUAAUGCUGAAAAAUAGUCUCAAGAAUCAUGAUUUGUAACAAUAGUUUUUCCUUACCCUUACUAAAAAGCUGCUAUAAUGGUGUCUGUUACAGGAGACUCUGUUUUCCGUGCCAAAAAAUGGAUGCUGACAAUGGAGGGCAGAGUCAUCAUAGAGCCACAAGAGCUAACAGAUUUUCAAUGUGCAAUACCAGGAAGCAGCCACCAACAGUGGUGGAAAAAUACACUGAUGAUGCGGGCAUCAUCCCCAGUAACACCAUGGUGACCGUCAGACGAAUCCCUGGAACUGGGGUAAAAUCCACAUAUAACAGACAUGCCAACAGCACGUGAACGGUUCAUCAUUGUCACUAGUGCAGCUUUUCAAGACCAAGAAUCUGGCUGAGGAAAAUGCAUCAGAGGAGGACAAAAUAAAAGCUGUCAUGUUCCAGUCCAGCCGCUGUUACUAUUCUGUGAAGUGAGUAUAAUAACAUUCACAUCAUGAGCAGAAUUUUCAAGUGCACUCUAUCACGACUCUCAUCACUUACCAGUGAAGCACUCAAGCUGGUUGGAGGCCUUCCGCCAAACUAUGUGUGCUAUAACUGUGGCAUCCCUGGGCAUCACAUCAGAAACUGCCCAAAGACACGGGAUCCAACUUUUGUUGGAGGUAAACGCAUGCGGAGAAGCGCAGGAAUUCCUGUCAGCUUCCUAAUGGAGGUGGAUGACCCCAACAUGAAGGGAGUGAUGCUGAGCAGCAGCGGAAAUGAGGCUUAUGCAUCUCAGAAGAAAGACAAUCCGCCUUUCUUACCCCAGAACGACUCUUCCUCAUCGACCUCAGAUGAAGAUCCAGUGCUUGAUGCUUUUCUGUGUCAGAUCUGUAAAGAUCUCAUCACUGAUGCUGUGAUGACUCCCUGUUGCAGCAACAGCUACUGCGACGACUGUAUCCGAACGUGUCUGCUGGAUUCGGAUGAACAUGUUUGUCCCACCUGCAAACAGUCUUGUGUGUCUCCUGAUGCUUUGAAUAUCAACAUGUUCUUACGCCAGGAAGUGAACCGUUUCAAGAACAGAGCCAAGGGGUCUGGUUUCUCACAUCACCAAAGACCCCUUCACUCUCAAUCAGCGUGUUCCUCCACAAGCCCGAGCCUCAGCCAUCGAUCCAGCUCGUUUGCUUCUGAACCUCACAGCUCUCGCACCAAUUUACCCUCUGGUAAGAGGCGACGGGACUUGAGCGGGAAUGAUGAUGAAGACAAUGGCUCCACACCUCUACACAAGAAAACCAAGCAUGCUGCUUUGUGAAGA
Molecule: messenger RNA, 1605 nt
Organism: Triplophysa rosa
Lineage: Eukaryota; Metazoa; Chordata; Actinopteri; Cypriniformes; Nemacheilidae
Product: E3 ubiquitin-protein ligase RBBP6-like
Exons: 8
Coding region: 808-1602 (264 amino acids)
Biological process (GO): ubiquitin-dependent protein catabolic process; protein ubiquitination; mRNA processing
Cellular component (GO): nucleus
Molecular function (GO): ubiquitin protein ligase activity; nucleic acid binding; zinc ion binding
Source: RefSeq, a predicted model, not a curated record